AUGAGCACUCAUGACCUGGCGCAGACUCACUGCAAUACUGUGCAGCAUGCCACGAAACAACAGCUUGAGCAUCCUGGCCUCGAUACUACCUCACCACAGGAGGAACGGGCUGUUCAUUCGGCCGUGCGACGAACAAGGCGGCGGAGAGUCAAGAAGUGGAAUCCCGGCAAACGCUUCAGCAUGAGAGAGGCUUUCGUUGACGGAACCGCCCUGCUACGAAAAGCGGCCAGGCUUGCGAGGUUCGACGACAUUGCUGUAGACUUGUGCUUUUGGGACCUGGGCUGCUCGUCAUGGGUUGGUGUGGAGCCUCGACCUUCUGGCGCGAUAAGCCGCAACAUUAGAGAGUUCGAGGGUGGGAGUGGGAUCGAGGAUGGGAGAGCGAUAUUCCGAAAAUGGUUGCGCUCUCUACAUAAUGGAAUCGCCAAAUACGUCGAAGCAUAUGGUGUCCCUUGUCGGUUCAAAUGUUUCGACCCUUUCAAGGAACAAUGGCUUGUCACCAUCGGGGCGCCCGCCGGCUGGCUCAUGGAUUCUCAGGAUUGGGAACGCGCAGUGAGUAUAGACCUGAAAUGGAACACCAAACCUCACAGCUGCUUACGAAGCCUAAACAGUGUGAAAGUCGCUUGUCCCGUGAAGCAAGAUGGAAAGCGCAACACGUAUCGGGAGGUGGCCGACCCAAUAUCUCGACUAGUUCUCAAGGUGUAA
Messenger RNA from Fusarium poae, 702 nucleotides. RefSeq lists its product as uncharacterized. The transcript has 2 exons. The coding region runs from base 1 to 702 and encodes 233 amino acids. The record is from RefSeq and is a predicted model, not a curated record. Lineage: Eukaryota; Fungi; Ascomycota; Sordariomycetes; Hypocreales; Nectriaceae.